AUGCACCUUAUUAUUGGCCAUCAAUCUGAAAAUUUUGCUUAUAAAGUUACCAAAGUGUUUUUGAGAUGUGGAGGAGAUCCGAAUACUCGAUCUACAGAUGGUGUGACACCAACACAUGUAGCUGCAGGAUGGGGUAGAAAUCGUAUUUUACAUUUAUUGCUUAUUAAUGGUGGAGAUCCAUGGGUGCAAGAUGAUGAAAAAAAAAAUGCUUUUAAUUAUGCAUUCGAAGAACAGGAGUGGAAAACUAUUAAAAUGCUUCAUCACUUUCAACAAAUGCAUUUAUCUACCACACUUUCAUCGAAACAAACAUUAAAUUUUGAUAAGUUAUUUAAUUCUGGAAAAGAAUUUAAUUUUCAAAAAAUAUUAUCGAAUAAAGAAAAUGAAUUGUCUGUUUAUGACACUCUUAAAAUCUCGACUAAGUCUGCAAUGACUCAAACCAAAAAUAAUAAGUCUGAUUCUCCUUCUCCGAUUCAAGAUAAAAUAAAAUACUUUGAGCCUACAGUAAAUUCUUCUUGUAUGGAAAUCAAUUGUUGGAGAAAACCAGAAAAGUUAGAAAUGGGUUGGACUAAAAAUAAUCAUAAUGCAUCAUGUGAAUUGUUUAUCGAUGGCAGUUUGAAUGAAGGUUCAAAAAAUACAAUAAGUGACAAGCAAACAUUUAUAUCUACAAUUCACAUUGAAACAUCACCAUCGAAUUCAUCUGACCAAAAUCCUGAAAAAGUUAGUAACAAUGUAGAUCCAACUGAUGUAAGAGGUCAACUUUUAAUUGAACUUCAAGAAGCAGUUCGCCGUAGAUCUAGAUUAAGAAUUUCUGAAGAAAAUUCAGGAGGACAAAAUGAAGUAAAUACUUUAAAUAAGGAAUCAAUUAACAAUUCGAAUGUGUUGAAAAAUAAUCAAAUGAUUUUGGGUCAUUUAAUUAAAAAAAAAAACAAAUUUGAAAUGUGUAAAUUAAAUUCAGUUAAUAAAAGCAUGUUGAAAAGCAUGUCAGAUUAUGCUACACAUGUAAUGAAAGAAAACGAAGGGGAAAAAAGUAAUUUGUGUAAUGAUACAAUUGAUUUAAGUGCAUCUAAUUCUGAAUUGACUAAUAAUUAUAAUAUUCAGGAGUCUGAUUCAAACGUUGAAGAAACAAAUUUACAAAAUAUUCAAACUUCAACAUUACCUCAAAAUAAUUCUGAUGAUUCGACAUUGUAUUUGACUCCUUACGAUUCAAAUUUGAGCACGGAAUUAACCAAUCAAAAUCCAAACAACGAUUCAAUCGUUAGCUUUUUUAGUAUACCCGAAGAACGUAAAGAAAUAAUAAAUAAUGAUGAAGUUGUAAUAGAAGUUCAUGAGGAAAAGGAUUUUACUCCUGUCAUCAGCCUUCUUUCGGAUACGGAGGAUGAUGAAAACGUUUCCGCUCAUUCGUCCACAUCGUCCAUAUCAUUAAACAACAGUAAUAAUUCAGAUUCGUUGAGAUGUGAGCUUAUUAAUUUAGGUUGUAAUCCCGGACCUAUCACGAAAACAACUAAAAAAGUGUACCUGAAAAAACUUAAAAAAAUGAAAAAGGAAAAAAAACCAAUUGUUAAAAAUUCAGAGUGUAAAAUUUUGCCAAGAGUUUAUUCUACGGCCCUUCAAAAAACUUUAUCCAAUGAAGAAAACAUGAAUAAAAUAAUAAAUUAUCGUACGUUGGAAGAGAAAAUGUGUCGAUCGUUUGAAAAUUUCAUCAAACCUAAAUGGAGAGAAGGAAAUAACAAAACGUCGUUUAAUUAUUUAUUGUUAGAUCCAAGAAUAUCGUUAAAUCUACCCGAAAGAGCUCACGAAACGACGAUGAUAAAUAUCUGGAAAUGUUUUUUAUCUUCAAUUUUUUACAUAGGAAAAGGAAAAAGAUGUAGACCUUAUGCACAUUUACACGAAGCUGUUUCCGGUUGGAAAAAACAAAGUCACAGUUCUAACGAAAAAAUAAAUCAAAUAAUAGAAAUAUGGAAAGAAGGUUUGGGUGUGAUUUGCAUUCAAGUUUUUCAAAAUAUAAUUCCCGUGGAAGCAUUUACGCGUGAAGCUGCCAUGAUAGCGGCCAUGGGUUUAUCGAAUCUUAAAAAUGUUAAAAUAGGAGAAUAUUAUGGUGUAGUUUCUUGUUGGCCGACCAAAGAUAAACUUAAUCUAGGAGUGUAUUUAUUACAUAAAGCAUUAAUUAUAUUUCUUAACGAAGGUGAAAGACAAAUAAAGCCCUUUGAAAUCGAUUAA
Messenger RNA from Pediculus humanus corporis (human body louse), 2217 nucleotides. Its product is annotated as asparagine-rich protein, putative. Bases 1 to 2217 code for a protein of 738 amino acids. The transcript has 4 exons. The record is from RefSeq and is a predicted model, not a curated record. Gene Ontology annotation, molecular function: endonuclease activity; protein binding. NCBI's taxonomy places the organism in Eukaryota, Metazoa, Arthropoda, Insecta, Psocodea, Pediculidae.